Molecule: messenger RNA, 3472 nt
Organism: Phyllotreta striolata
Lineage: Eukaryota; Metazoa; Arthropoda; Insecta; Coleoptera; Chrysomelidae
Source: the annotation of a GenBank genome assembly
GCUCCCUUCCCGCCACUGCAGGUUGUUGAAGUUUGACGUACCAACUAGUUUGAAUGAAUGUACCCGACGAGUACUAUCGGUCUGUCGCGUCACAUAGUUUCCAACCGAAGGAAUUUCGCAUUCAAAAGUGGCUGCUUCCAGGCGAGAACCACUCGAAUUAGGCGGUUGAAAUCGGGUCGGUGUGUGUUAUGUGCCGUGUUUCGGGAAUCGUGCAGUGAGCAAGGGAUAGAAUAGCGAGUACCGAGAGCAGUACCGCUGCGGUAGCACCGAUUCGCAACAUCUAUGUAGAGGAAUUUUCGAUCAUCACGAAUCGCGACUCGACCGUUGUUUGAAGGAGGGACCUUUCACAAGAGAAAUGGUAUGAAGGAGCCGGAUCACUUUAGCGAAACGCUAUCAGAGGGAGUGCAGUUGACGUUGAGCGAACUGCGCGAAAUGGCCUGUCAGCAGCAGGCGCAGAUCGAGUCGCAGCACCAGCUGCUGGCGGCCAAGGAGCAGCGGCUGAGGUACCUCAAGGAGCAGGAGAUGCGCCAGCAGCGCGUCCACGCCGAGAGCGAACGGCUGCGCCGGCUCAAGGAGCGCGUCGACGCGCAGGAGUUGAAGCUGCGCAAGCUGCGGGCGCUGCGCGGCCAAGUCGACCAGCACAAGCACAACAACAUAUCGCUCACGAGCGAUCUGGACUCGAUCAGAGCGCUGUUCAAUGAGAAGGAAAAAGAGCUAUCUUUGGCUGUGGCCAAAGUGGAGGAGCUGACGAGGCAAUUGGAGGAGCUGCGCCGAGGCCGGUCAAAUAAGAACUCAUCUCCGCCAUCCGCUUUGGAAUUGGACAAGCUCAGGAGAGAGCUGAUGUACCGGAACAAAUUGAACGAACAGCAGAAUCAAAGGCUGCACCAGCAGCGCGAAGCUUUAUCGGCCAGACAGGAGGAAAUGAGCGCCAUCGACAAGCGAAUCUCCGAAUUACAAGAGAGAUUACAUCGCAAACGCAUGUUGAACCAACAAUUAGCGAAUCAAAUCAGCGCCACAUCCAAUAAGGCCGCUUAUCAUCAAUUUAUGAGAUUAACAGGUAGUCAAGACCAAACCAACCAAGCGUUUAUGAGGAAACACCCACAACCUAACGACCACAAAGGCUUCUCUAGGGCAAACAUCGCUGCAGUGGAGCCCUACAAUCACAUUCCCGUGCAACAGCAAACCAACCACCAAAUGAAGAUACUCAACAACCAUCCGGACAUGAAGAAUCUAGCGUACGACAUGUACCAGCCGGUGUUCUACAUGAAGAAAGAGCAAGAUUCGCCGAAAUCUUCGCACGGCAUCCAAGACAAUAAAAUACCGAAACCGGACGAGAACGACGCGCUCAAGGAGUUUUCCGCAUCGAAGAUCGAUCCGAAGUACCAAACGUUGCCGUACAACACGAAAUUCCCCGUGAAUUUGAUCAUGAACAAAAUUAACAAAGAGGAAAACUCGGCGUUUACCAACAACAACAACGAUGAUGGUAAAGAAACGCAGGAUGUUGUAUUACACGCCGGUCAUAUGACCGUGCACAGCGCUCCUCUCUAUAUGGUAAAUAGGAACAUAGCUAAGGCAUUAAAUCAACAAGACGUGAUAACGAAGAUCAACGGCGAUAAUAAAGACGUUUUAGUCAAUGGACACGAGGAAAUUAUGCAUCGAGAUAGAGAGGCUAUUACAAGUAUUACUAGUUCCACACCUAUGAUUCCUACUUAUCAGAAACCUAUUAGCAGCGUGGCUCCUACGUCAGUUCAACAUACUAGUCUUCUCUCCAACGUAUACCAAACGAGCUCUAUAAAAGUCCAGCCGGUGGAACCGCAAACUAUAAUAGCAUCUAGUACUAUUAACAAUUCAAUCUCCACCAUCCACUACACUUCGCCUGCGAACUAUAACAAUAGCUUCGUAACAACUACGGCGGGACAUUCGGUGCAAUCCUCAUCGCCGCUGGUGUUGACAUCGCCUACAUCAACCAGCACACCUCUUAGCAAUACUCCCGAAAUCGCGAAAUCGCCCAAGCCAGCCCUUCCUCCUAAACCCUCGAUCAAACCUCCGCCGAGGCAAACUCAAUCUAUCAACGACGAAACGGGCAUCCCGCCAGCAGAAGCGAUCGAAGAUAGAAACGAAGUCAUUAAGAAAUUCGAGAAGCACUCAAGCACACCGACCAUCGCGAGAACCGAGAUGAUAAUCAAAGCCAAACCCCUAACUAUAAAGAAACAACCGUUCAGCGAACAACCAAAGUUGCGAUCGGCCGCAACAACUAUCCAAAACGGAUCGAACUUGAACAGAAGAAUCGCCGAGCUGCCGCUCUUCUCGAACAACCCGGACAAACCGCCCGUCGAAGACAACAAAGACGAAACCGACAAAUCGUCGGUAUCGGACGAAAACGACGAGAAAUUCGAGAACGUCAUCCGCCGAUGCAAGAAGGGCAAUCUGAAGCAAACCGGCAAGCAGAACCUCAGCCGGCGCGUCAGCUUCGAUCCGCUGGCGUUGCUGCUCGACGCCAGCCUGGAGGGCGAGCUGGAGCUGGUGAGGAAGACGGUGACGCAGGUGGCCAAUCCGAGCGCCGCCAACGACGAGGGCAUCACCGCCUUGCACAACGCCAUCUGCGCCGGCCACCUGGAGAUCGUCAAGUUCCUGGUGGAGUUCGGCUGCGACGUCAACGCCCAGGACAGCGACGGCUGGACGCCGUUGCACUGCGCCGCCAGCUGCAAUAAUCUGACCAUGGUCAAGUUCCUCGUCGAGCACGGCGCUUGCAUAUUCGCCACCACGCUCAGCGACCACGAAACCGCCGCCGAAAAGUGCGAGGAAGACGAGGAAGGAUUCGACGGAUGCUCCGAGUAUUUAUACAGUGUUCAGGAGAAAUUGGGUAUUUUAUCGGGGGGUGUUGUGUACGGGGUGUUCGAUUAUACGGCGCAGCAGCCCGAUGAGUUAAGCUUUAAAGAGGGAGAUCAAAUAACAGUACUGAGGAAAGGCGACGAGAACGAGAGGGAGUGGUGGUGGUCAGUGUUAGGCGACAAGGAAGGGUACAUUCCGAGGAAUCUGCUUGGUCUUUUUCCGAGAGUGCCGAAGAACGAGGAUUGAAUCGAGGAGAUGAGCCUACUAUUAUUAGUCGACCUCUUUGAAUGAAGAGGAAUUUGAUCUGCUAAUAUCCUUCACUCGGUUUAUUUAAUUAUUAUCUCUCUUAUAGUAGAGCUAGAUUAUACAAAUAUUAUAUCUAUUACUAACAAAUGUUAUACAGAGAGUUCAAAGUAAACACGUAUUUUUCAAUUAAAAAAAAUGAUUAGUAAAAAAAAGUAAUCGGUUGUUAGUAUUGAAUUUUGAUCGCUCUGUAAUAAAAAUAAAACCCUUUGCUCAAUAUAAUAGUAUAUUGUCCAGCUUAAGGAAACACUUUCAAAAUUUUCGAUAUUACAUUAUAGUUUUAACAUAUCUAUUGCUUUAAACACUAAUCAGCAAUAUCGUAAAAUAUAUAUUUGAG